AUUUAGUGCUUGUUGACUAUAUAGUUACCGGAAAGAUAAAAAAUGUUGGGAAAAUUUUCAGAGGAAAUACAAAUAAAUGCACCAGCAAGUGAAGUGUGGAAACUCUAUGGCACUAUUGAAUUGGCAAAUUUUGUUGUUGAAAUAACCCCACGCAUUGUUGAAAAAGUUGAGGUGAUUGAAGGCAAUGGAGGAGCUGGUACUGUCCUGCAAGUUAGUUUACCUGGAAAUGCUCCAUAUAAGGAGAAAUAUGUCUCAGUGGAUGAUGAAAAAAGAGUGAAGGAAGUAGAGGUUGUUGAAGGUGGAUUUCUUGAUCUUGGAUUCACUUUCUAUGGGGUUAAAUUUGAAGUUAUAGAGAGUGAUGAGAAUUCAAGCAUCCUCAAACUUACCAUUGAUUUUGAGACUAAAGAUGCAGAAAAACUUCAUCUUACUAUUGGCAACCUCCAAGCCUUUGGUGUCAUCUUGAAAGCUUCUGCUGAUUAUUUAGAAAAAUAAUCUUUUUCUAUUAUUGGAUUUUUCUUAAUUUAUGUUGUUUCCCCUUUACUUUGUUGUUAUUGCUCUUUUGGGUAAUAUAUUGUAUAAUGAUGGCCUUA
Molecule: messenger RNA, 590 nt
Organism: Lycium barbarum (goji berry)
Lineage: Eukaryota; Viridiplantae; Streptophyta; Magnoliopsida; Solanales; Solanaceae
Product: norbelladine synthase-like
Exons: 2
Coding region: 43-492 (149 amino acids)
Biological process (GO): abscisic acid-activated signaling pathway; defense response
Cellular component (GO): nucleus; cytoplasm
Molecular function (GO): abscisic acid binding; protein phosphatase inhibitor activity; signaling receptor activity
Source: RefSeq, a predicted model, not a curated record